GAGUGCAUGGUGAGAACUAACACACACAGGGUUCACUGAAUCCCAGCCUGUCUAUGCAGAUACUACAAUGAGUAGGUGCAUACCAUCAUCAACCACCUUUAUACUGUUUGUCUUUUCUCAAAAUCAGGAUGAGAAAAAUCAAAUGAUGAUCACCAAUGUCUGGGUGAAACAAGAGUGGAAUGACUACAAGCUCUGCUGGAAUCCAAAGGAAUAUGAGAAUGUCACCUCCAUGCACAUCCCAUCCCAGCUAAUCUGGAGACCAGAUAUAGUUCUUUACAACAAUGCAGAUGGUGAUUUCUCCGUGACCCACCUGACCAAGGCCCACCUGUUCCACGACGGACGCAUCAAGUGGGUUCCCCCGGCCAUCUACAAGUCCUCCUGCAGCAUCGACGUCACCUUCUUCCCUUUCGACCAGCAGAACUGCACCAUGAAGUUUGGCUCGUGGACCUACGACCGCACCAAGAUCGACCUAAUCAGCAUGGCGGGCAAUGUGGAUCAGAUGGACUACUGGGAAAGCGGCGAGUGGGUGCUGGUGGACGCCGUGGGCAACUACAACAUCAAGAAGUACGAGUGCUGCCACGAGGUCUACUCUGACAUCACCUAUUCCUUCAUCAUCCGGAGGCUACCGCUGUUCUACACCAUUAAUCUGAUAGUGCCCUGUCUGCUGAUCUCCUGUUUGACUGUCCUGGUGUUCUAUCUGCCCUCUGACUGUGGAGAGAAGAUCACCCUGUGUAUCUCUGUGUUGCUGUCUCUCACUGUCUUCCUCUUGCUUAUUACCGAGAUCAUCCCAUCCACCUCGCUGGUCAUCUCUCUCAUCGGGGAGUACCUCCUCUUCACCAUGAUCUUCGUCACCCUUUCCAUCAGCAUCACCAUCUUCGUGCUCAACGUGCACCACCGCUCGCCGCGCACAGACACCAUGCCCCGCUGGGUGCGCCGCGUCUUCCUGGACAUCGUCCCCGGCUUCCUGUUCAUCCGGCGGCCUGCCGUGGUCAAGGACAACAGCAAGAGGCUGGCGGAGGCCAUGCAAAAGAGGGCUACGCUAUGGGGUGAGCUGGAGGCUGAGCUGGAGGCCAGCUUCCCACCCACCUCCCCCCUGGAGGUCCAGGAGAUCCUGGCCCGCUCCCCUUCUCUCUCCAUGGGCCGACCCGUAGAGGGUUCCCUGCCCCCCAAGCUUCCCCAGCAACAGCAGCAGCCCCUGGACAGGUCCUCCAGCCAGUACUCCAUCCUCCCGGAGGAGCCGACCACCUCGUCCCAGCCAGGCUGCUCUCCUCUGUUCCUCCACCCUCUCUUCCCGCCCAGGGACAAGCACCAUGUGGCCAGGCCCAAGAUGCGCUCCCUCAGCUUACAGUACGGCCUGGGUGAGAGUGAGCAGCCCCAGACCAGCGUCCGCUGUCGCUCGCGCAGCAUCCAGUACUGCUGCCUGCAUGAGGAGGUCUCCUCCAUGGGUAACGGCAGGCAGCGGCCUCUCUCACAGCACCCGUCCCUGAUGGAGGAGAGGAAGCAGAGCUGCUCAGCUGCCUGCAAGUAUCACUCAGGCCUGGCCAAGGAAGCCAAAGCAAUGACCAAGGACCAGCGGCUCCUCGUCUUAUCCCCGUCCAUGAAGAUGGCCAUGGAAGGUGUGCAGUACAUCGCAGACCACCUCCGUUUGGAGGAUAUCGACUUCUCUGUAAAGCAGGAGUGGAAGUACGUGGCUAUGGUCCUAGACCGGAUCUUUCUGUGGUUGUUCAUCUUGGUGUGUCUCCUGGGGACCCUCGGACUCUUCGUCCCGCCCUGGCUGGCUGGAAUGAUAGACCUAUCUGUCUGACAACAAACACUUCUGAAGCCAUUGCCCCUAUGCACACUCAAGUUGUACAACUGAUGAACAACUCACUUGCCACAAUUUUUUUUCUGCACAACAUUAAUUACACAAGCAUUGUGGAGACACUGCACAAUGAUUGUGUAAACAUUUGUGUGCAGAAAAUAUCAGUUGUAUGACAACCAUUGUGUCAAAUGCAUUGUAUAUCAGUUGUGCAGACCUGAGUGUGAACAGGGCCAUGGAGGAUGUGACCAAUAGACAGGAAACCUUCUCAUUAAUUAAUUAAUUGUGAAAAGCCAUUUGUAGAUAAAAAGUGACACAAUUGUUUUGGCAAUGCUUUAUUUUCCAGAAGCCAGCAGAUGAAGCCAAAGGUCUAUAAUGUGAAGGACUGAGAAGUUAUAUUGGGAUUGUGGAAACAUAGCUGUAACUGCCAAAAUAAUGAAAACAAUUGAGAAAAUGUGGUAUACAAAGUAUAUUGAAAGCAGGUGCUUCCAUACAGGUGUGGUUCCUGAGUUAAUUAAGCAAAUAAAUAUGUAUAUGUAUAAAAAUGUAUAAAAAUGCUGGG
Molecule: messenger RNA, 2360 nt
Organism: Salvelinus namaycush (lake trout)
Lineage: Eukaryota; Metazoa; Chordata; Actinopteri; Salmoniformes; Salmonidae
Product: neuronal acetylcholine receptor subunit alpha-4-like
Exons: 4
Coding region: 68-1804 (578 amino acids)
Biological process (GO): regulation of membrane potential; monoatomic ion transmembrane transport; signal transduction
Cellular component (GO): synapse; neuron projection; postsynaptic membrane
Molecular function (GO): transmembrane signaling receptor activity; acetylcholine-gated monoatomic cation-selective channel activity
Source: RefSeq, a predicted model, not a curated record